Messenger RNA from Aegilops tauschii subsp. strangulata, 1098 nucleotides. RefSeq lists its product as uncharacterized. NCBI's taxonomy places the organism in Eukaryota, Viridiplantae, Streptophyta, Magnoliopsida, Poales, Poaceae. The record is from RefSeq and is a predicted model, not a curated record.
UUUUACUAAUGUUUGGUUUUGUACCAUGUAGGUUGGACAGGAGAAAGCAGCGGAAGAUAAAGGACUGGGACAAGCAUCAUGCACAGUAUGUUACCUGCUUCCAUCUUAGUGUGGAGCAAGCUCGUAACAGUGCACGCGCCCAACUUCGUGAGCAUAACACUUGCUUUCGAUAACUACCUACGAUGGUUUCUUGGAAGUACUCGAGUUGAGAUAUGCCGGCCGGCAUACAAUGAUGAUAUUCUUGAAGAGCCCAUAAACUUUGAGGAUGUAUCGAAGCGGCGGUACAACAAAGAUAUCAAGGAAGGGCAAGGAGUUCCUACUGUUCCGGUCAUUAACUAUGUAGGAAAGUGUUCCCUUCUUUACUUUCCCGUUGGCCGUAUUACACCUGUUUGAAUGGCUAACGCGUUCAUUCGUUCUCAUCCGCAGCGCGACCAGAUCAAUAAAUCAGCUGAUGAAAGCGAGUCUAUUCUGGAGAAGACUUCGGUUGGAGAAGGAAAUGAUGAUGGUUCACUACGAGCAUUCCUCAAGCGUCAGGCCAAGAAAUUAAGGCGGUUAUCGAAUCUUCUCCGUUGCCGUGAUCCCGAAUUUGAUGAACCUCCAGCCUCUAGGUCUGGUACACCAUCAGACCCCUUAUCUCACCAUCAGGGGGACGAUGUGAGUUCCUCACAUGCUUAUCUGGAUGAUGAGGGUGUGGUCACCCAAGAGGGCGAUGACCUUGAUGAUGACAUGACUUUGGCGAACGCUCAAGUUCGGUCCGCAUAUAUGUUGAAGCCUAGGCAACCCAUACGCCGAUACACGCCCACCGACUUUGACAACAGAGGCAACCCAAAGGUGGUCGUAGGGACCUCGCGGAUGGCUACCUUGGAUGAUGAGGCUGAGGAGGAAUUGUAGGAAGAGGAGGCUCGUCCUAACAGGAAGAAGAAGAUUGCCUGCAGGCGUGGCACCAGGACCAUGCGCGGAAGGCAUCAGUGACCUUGUAGCCGUUACAUUAGGUUGACGAACUUGUGAGGUUAUGUCAUAUGUUGGUGAACUCUUAUUAGUGUGGUCAUUGUGUUUGCGAACUUGUAGUAAUGUUGAAUUGUCCUAAACUAUGUGAUG